Exophiala oligosperma is the source of this 1250-nucleotide messenger RNA. RefSeq lists its product as uncharacterized. The record is from RefSeq and is a predicted model, not a curated record. Gene Ontology annotation, molecular function: NAD binding; oxidoreductase activity, acting on the CH-OH group of donors, NAD or NADP as acceptor. Bases 226 to 1170 code for a protein of 314 amino acids. The transcript has a single exon. NCBI's taxonomy places the organism in Eukaryota, Fungi, Ascomycota, Eurotiomycetes, Chaetothyriales, Herpotrichiellaceae.
CUUCUCUAGGGACAACAACAAUAUUCGAAACACCCAACACACAUACAUCAAAUCUCCGAGUCAAAUUCUCCUUCCUGUGACUCUGGUGUGCAUAUAACAUAUACGUAUACACCUGGCGGGACUGCUUUGACGUGUGCUGGUUCACUGACGCAAUACAUUUGUUAUCUUGUCGGUCAAUUGCCGAUCUUCUUUGAUAUCGUUCAACGGGACAUCACAGCAGGCAUCAUGAAGCUCCUCUACCCCAAUUCGAUCUCAAUCGACGUCAAGAGCCUCGAGGGUUUCAGCGUGUCCCUCCACCAAUAUGACACCAGGUCUGACAUUCCAGAGGAGCACACCGACGCCGAGAUGCUGGUGACGUGGUCGAACCCGGUGUCACAGCUGAAGGUGGAAGCCAAACGUCUCAAGAAUCUCCGUUGGAUUCAAUCUCUGGCUGCCGGGCCCAACGACGUCCUCAGUGCCGGGUUUGACGCCUCCAAAGUGACCAUCUGCACCGGUUCGGGUCUCCACGACCACACCGUCGCCGAACACACACUCGGUCUUUUGCUCAACGCGGCCCGUCGAUUCUUCGAAAUGCGCGACUUCCAACUCGAGGGCAAGUGGCCGGGGCACCUCGGCGGUCCGCAACCGGAUCGCCCCAGCGGGAAAUUCACCACGUUGCAAGACGCCAACAUUCUCCUGUGGGGCUUUGGCAACAUCGCAAAGACGCUGACGCCCUGGCUCACCGCGCUCGGUGCCAACGUCAAGGGCCUCGCCCGCCACUCCGGGGUGCGUCAGGGAACCGAGGUGUACAGCGAGGACAAGUUGAGCGAACUCCUCCCCAACACGGACGCUCUGGUCAUGAUACUCCCCGGUGACGAGUCGACCAAGAACGCACUCAACGCGGAGCGCUUGAAGCUCCUGCCGAAACACGCGUGGAUCGUCAACGUGGGUCGAGGAACGUCGAUCGACGACAAGGCCUUGGUGUCGGCGCUGGAAAAGGGCGAGAUCGGUGGCGCCGCGCUCGACGUCUUCGUCACGGAACCCCUACCGGGAGAUUCGCCGUACUGGAAGACACCCAACACCAUCGUCAGUCCUCACGCGGCGGGAGGGAGACCCCAGAAUCCAGAGACUUUGAUCGCUUAUAAUCUGAGACGAUUCCUGGCUGGACAACAAUUGAAGAAUGUUAUUUAAGUCUUGCCAUCUUCAUUGAAGAAAUAGUAUACUGAGAUUUAUAAAAACUCACAAUUGGAAUUACAACAUGCUAGAAGGAC